ACACGUUGGGAGGGAGAUCAAUCGUGUCCCCCAUUCGUACGGUAGUUCUGAAUAGUACUCGCUCAUUGUACCUCCUUGGUUAUGCUGGAUAGCACUGAAGAGGGACAUGUGAUCGCAUAUUUCUUCGGCUUCUAUUCUUACCGGGACGACUGUAUCUUGGGACCAGACGUACAGCCCGGCCGCCAUUGAACAACAUGGCCGCUUUGUUGUCUGGUCAAUACGUUACAAAAUGGAGAAGGGAUAGUUUACGUCCACACUCAUUUUAGUAAACGGAAAAUGAAGCACUUAUUCAACAUUUACUUAUCUGUACGUAUUUCAGAAUGAAUGGACGUACAUCCUAUAACGUGUUUGGUGAACACGGAGAAACAGAAACUGCCGGCUGAAGAAAGAGUGAAAACAAGAAAACAAGAUGUAUGAAACGACGACCACACACCACUCUGGCUACAAGCCUGGCGGGUACUAUCUCACAUCGCUUGAUGUCGGAGAAUAUGGCGAGAGGGCCAGUGCCAAGAAAAGGAGGCAGAACCUUUACAAGGAAGACCUCCAGCUGCAGAUGGCUGAGAGAAAUGCAGCAAAACAAAGAGAAAGGAUCCAGGAUAUGAGCGUCAAUGCAUCCGGCUACCUGGAUCCGGAGAAAGGCCCGGAGAGGUUAAAGCCUCUAGGUGGCACUGACUGGACACAGUAUCGGUCAAGGUGGGACUCAAGGGUUCGGCCAUAUCACACACUGUUCCUGUACGAUGAAAACAAGCGGCCUCGUGCACCACCACCUGUAGUAGUACAUGGUUCAAUCUCACCACCACCCACCGUAACAGUUCCGGUACAAGUAGUACCCCAAGCAUCUCCUCCCGUCCGUAGAGUCAUCUGGCAAGGGUCUCCCCGUACAGCUAGAGCUGAUUAUUCUCCCCGUCCCAUGAGCUUGCCAUCAUUUAGCGAACCACGAGCAAGACCAAGGGAACCGAUAGCUUCCAGUGAGAGGGCUAAUUUGGGUACUAUUGAUCCACCCCAUCGGUUAAACUUCACAGCUCCAGAUGUCAAGCCAGAGAAACCAGAACAAGUUCCAGCACCGGCACCUCUCAGCUAUAGAGCCCCAAUGGACAGUGGUUAUGGCAUAAUGGCGGCCAGGGACAUAAGUCUAGUCCCUCAGGUGCCACUAGUCCAGCCCCUACAACCUAUACACUACCAAGACACCAGACCUAUCAUCAUACAACAACCUGCACCAGCCUAUCAAUGGCAAGGUCCGAAAUACAACCCUAUCCAAAUGGAGGUCCCAGUUAAGAGCUCUUCAUUACUGCCUGAGCCUAGAUACAGAGCAGCCAUAGACAAACCACUGGAUGAUUUAAACGACAAGUUAGAAGAAGCUCGGUUGAAGAUCAAGCUGGAGAGGGAUAACGAAGAACAUAAGAGGAGAUUGCAGCGAGAACUUGACGAGAAUCAACGCCGCCUCCGAGAUUCAGAAGCAGAGGCACGACGUCGUCUCGAGGAACUUCGUCUUGAGUCUGAGAACAGAAGGAGAGAGGCGGAGAGACAGCGCAGAGAAUGGGAAAGACUAAUGAGAUUAAAGGAAUUGGAGAGGCCAAGAACUAUUCCAACAGUUGUGGUUAAACCAGGAAGUGGCAGGAACCGUCUCCUUGACGACAUGGAUCUGUAUCGUCAGAAACUCAGAGAGGAGAGGCGUAUGAUCGAAGAGUUGUUAAUGAAUAGAAGACCAAUUGAGCCUGGCAAGCUUGAUAUUAAAGUUGUACGGAAGCACAAAGAACGACAAGUGGAUAUACCGCCUACACCCAAGACAGAUGACAACGCUAAUCCUAAUAAUGUCCACGUCUUCACAGAUCUCAAGCACAGAGACUAUAGGUCCCGGAGGGAGUUCAGAAGCAUCUUCCCGGAAGUGCCGUACACCAACAUGAAGCUAGAGUGGCAACAGGGGGCGCUGCUCAAACAACAGGAAGAAGCCUUACGUGCACUCAGAGGAGCUAAGACAGAUUCUGAGAAACAAGUGAUCAUGAAGAAAUAUUUCUUUACCCGCCCAGUUUGGAUGGAUCGGGAGAUCACACCUUUCGCAAGAAUGCGGAAAUAUCGCGGCUGUGGCAGCAGUAUGGACAUAGAGAGUCGACUGGGGCGCAUUGAUGAAGAUGGACUCCGAUUCAGGGACCAUAGACCAUCAUCAGCUGACACUCUGAAUGACGACACGUGGCUACGACCGAGUUCUGCGGAUGUGUAACAGACAUGCGCUGAGCAAGUCCCUGGCACGAUGUACCACGUGGAUUAAAAACUUAGAUGGGAGCUAUAUACUUGCAUUGAAUUACCUCAAUAACAACACAAAUGUACAUUUCGCACCUCAGGAUUUCGAUAUAGAUGGUGAACUGAACAUGGGCUUCAAUGUAGCUGUGAUAUGGCAUUUCAACCAAAUGUGAUCUGCAAAAGCUGUGAUAAUGUAUAUAUAAAGAGAAUAACAACCUGCCAAUAUAUACGGAGUACUCAUGAUCAGGGUACAGAAUGAACUUUAGGAAAUAUAGAUUCAAUAUUAGUGCUGAUAAAUUCAAAACGCAUAUAAAAAGUAGAAACACUGUUGAGAAAGUAGAGAAACGUGCACCAGAUAAUACUACAGAAAAUAUUUUCCUUAAAAUAAUUGGACAGUUUAAGUUCUUAUCACAGAAAUAUAACAUUGACAAUGCGAUCGAUAAGUAUUGAUUUGAAUAACUGGCUUCACACACGAAGCAGACAUGCUCUAUCGAUCAGUUUGCUAACUCCUCUCGAACGUGGAUACAACUGCAAGAAAGAAAACUAGGUAUUCAACAGAUUGAGUCCGUUCCGAAUUGUAUAAAAAUGCGUUGUUGCAAUAACAAACCUGUAACAACGUUAACUUAAACACCUCCAACGACUAUAAAUCCAACCGCUAAAUUAAUUCAAGGAAUGAUCAAAUGUUUCAUAUAACGCUCCAGAGAAUAUAUCUGAUGAAUGAAUCAGAUCUGUUCUGAUAUUACUGAUAUUGUCUGGGAUUAUUGUUAAACACGUGUAGGUUCCCUUGUUUCAUUUCGUAGGAACUUAUCUUUUAUUAUUCUUUAUCAAAAGAAUAAUAAUGCCAGAUGAAAUGUACGCCCAAAUUGCUGCAUCUGCAGAAAGAAUCAUGGGACGGUCGUGCCCAGUCCAGUCUUGAUUACUUACUGGCCGGCGCUUCAUUGUAAGAUAAAGUUUCAAAACGCCUUGGCAAUAUUUCAGACACAUUGUGAUCCGGUGUUAUAUCAGCUGAACAGCUUUUUGGUUACACAAUAUUCAUUUCGAGAAACGUUAUUCAUACUCCACAGUAAGUCUUUAGUACCUCAAAGAGAAAUAAUUCUGCACGAGAUCUGCUGAUGCGAAUCAACAGAAAGAUUGAUUGAGAACUAUGUACAAAUUCCAUGCGCAAUAUCAAUCAUGUGGAAAGAAGAUUCAGAUAUAUAGAAAGUGCUGUAUAUAGUGUAAGUACUAAGUUAUUAUUUUAUGUAUGGAAAACAAUGAGAGCAUGACCUUUUGCUGUAAUAGUGCAUUGGAAGAUGAAUAAAUUCUUGUCAGAC
Haliotis rubra (blacklip abalone) is the source of this 3551-nucleotide messenger RNA. Its product is annotated as titin-like. The record is from RefSeq and is a predicted model, not a curated record. The transcript has 22 exons. The coding region runs from base 410 to 2218 and encodes 602 amino acids. Lineage: Eukaryota; Metazoa; Mollusca; Gastropoda; Lepetellida; Haliotidae.